Molecule: messenger RNA, 1089 nt
Organism: Musca vetustissima
Lineage: Eukaryota; Metazoa; Arthropoda; Insecta; Diptera; Muscidae
Product: probable inactive tRNA-specific adenosine deaminase-like protein 3
Exons: 1
Coding region: 1-1089 (362 amino acids)
Cellular component (GO): cytoplasm; nucleus
Molecular function (GO): tRNA-specific adenosine-34 deaminase activity
Source: RefSeq, a predicted model, not a curated record
AUGACGGAGCCACCACAAAAGAAGCCAAAAGUACAAAAUAUAAACACCAUCAAGGCAAUAUUAUCUCCGGAGUACACGGAGCCAAUAAAAUGUGACGAAGUCUAUGUCACCGCGGUGGCUGACAAGAAACAAAUAUCGAAAAUAAUGCAACAGCUGGCUAUCCAACUGCCGGUGCCGAAACUUCAGCAUUUGAAACGUGUUAAGGAUAAUAAAAUCAUAUUGUGCAGCAAGGAAGAAGUUGGAGAGGUAGAGAAACUAAAACCCUAUUUGGAAACAAAAUCUAUAGACCCCCUUGUUGUGGAGGAAAUUCUAAAACAAAUCGAAGUAAUCGCCGUACCCGCAAAAUCACCCAAAUUACGUUGGCAAUAUGAGGAAGUGCACCGCAUAUGGCCAUGUAAAUUCCAUCCGGAUAAAUAUAUGGAACAAAGAUAUGAAGGUACCAAUUUUACAGAGAAGGAAAAGGAGUUCCAUAUAAAAAUAGUUUCCUUACUAAGGGAUAUAUCACGUAAACUAUUGAAUAACCAAAACAUAGGCGUAUGUGUGGAUCCCAGAUUUCAAAGUCUGGUGGCAAUGGCCUCCAGUUUUACAAACAAAAGUCCAGUUAUGCAUUGCCCCAUGAUUUUGGUUGAUUAUGUGGCCAGAACCCAAGAUUCAGGAGCGUGGAAUGAAAAAUUAAAUUCCGAAGAAGAAUUUGUUGAAUGUGAAAAGGCCUCAGAACACACUAUGCUUGGAAUACCGAGAAGAUUUAAACAAUUUAUGGAUGAAAAUGAGGAUUAUAAAAAUAUCAAAUUGGGUGCGGAACGUUUGAGAUGUAGCGAAAAGUUGAAAUGUGAAGAAGCCCAAACGCUUGAUGGUGACAACUUGGCAAAAUAUGGUCCAUAUUUAUGCACAGGCUAUGAUGUAUAUUUGUGGCAAGAGCCAUGUCUAAUGUGUGCCAUGGCUUUGAUACAUAGUCGGGCAAAACGGGUGUUUUUUGUCAAGGCUUCGGACAAUGGUAGUUUAUCAUCGCGCUUCCAGCUACAUAGUGUACCUGAACUAAAUCAUCAUUAUGAAGUUUAUCAAAUUUUGUUGGAGAAUUUGGAAAGUUGA